Molecule: messenger RNA, 2232 nt
Organism: Trachemys scripta elegans
Lineage: Eukaryota; Metazoa; Chordata; Testudines; Emydidae
Product: cytochrome P450 1B1-like
Exons: 2
Coding region: 430-2019 (529 amino acids)
Biological process (GO): progesterone metabolic process; hormone biosynthetic process
Molecular function (GO): iron ion binding; heme binding; steroid 17-alpha-monooxygenase activity
Source: RefSeq, a predicted model, not a curated record
AAAUCACCAGAGCAGAGCUGAGAGAGGGAUCUUAGAGAAGGUUAACACAGGACGGGACUGAAAUUACUAGGCAAAGACACAGGCAAAAAAAAAAAAGCGCUCUCUGGUACAGAGUCUCAAGGAUCAACCUGACAAAGCAAUUUGAAGAAACUCAUUCGCUCAAGCAAAAACUAUAGGAACUCAGGAUGAGACUAUGAGACCCUGGAAACUGCGGAGGGAUCUAUAGGCUGAGAGGAGAUUUACUGGGUGUCCAAGCUCAAUAAGGAGCCAUCUCCCGGGGAGCGCACAAGGCAGGUUCCUAGACGGUUCAGGUGCUGAACUAGUGACUGGCUGGACUGAAGAGAUUUCCCCCCAGAUAGUUUGGGGUCACGAGAGGCUCCCUAGACUUUUCCCCAGGCCGGGACCCAGAGUCUGGGCGGGAUCAGCGCUAUGGCCACGGGAGGGGAGAGCAGCGGCGGCAGCCCUGGGGAACCAGCCCCCUGGCUCAAGGACACGGUCCGGCCCGCCCUGCUCCUCGCCAGCGCCUUCUUCCUCUGCCUGUGGGCGAGGAGGCGCCUGAGGCCGCAGAGCGGGAGCCCGCCGGGUCCCUUCCCCUGGCCCCUGGUGGGUAACGUCCUGCAGCUGGGCCGCCUGCCCCACCUCACCUUCUGCAAGAUGGCCCAGCGGUACGGCGACGUCUUCCAGCUGCGGCUGGGCCGGCGGGCCGUGGUGGUGCUCAACGGCGAGGCCGUCAUCCGCCAAGCCCUGGUGCGGCAGGGCGGCCAGUUCGCCGGCCGGCCCGAUUUCCCCUCCUUCCGCCUGGUGUCCGGCGGCCGGAGCAUUGCCUUCGGCCGCUACAGCGAGCAGUGGCGAGCCCACCGCCGCCUGGCCCACGCCAGCCUGCGGGCUUUCUCCACCGCCAGCGGCCGCAGCCGGCAGCUCUUCGAGCAGCACGUGGCGGCAGAAGCGCGGGAACUGAUCCGGGGCUUCCUGCGGCGGGGCGCCGGCGGCGCCUACUUCGACCCGUGCCCGCUGUUCACGGUGGCCAACGCCAACGUGAUCUGCGCCCUGUGCUUCGGCCAGCGCUACAGCCACGACGACGGCGAGUUCCGGGCGCUGCUGGGCCGCAACGACAAGUUCGGGCAGACGGUGGGCGCGGGCAGCCUGGUGGACGUGCUGCCCUGGCUCCAGGCCUUCCCCAACCCCGUGCGCCGCGUCUUCCGCGACUUCCAGGCGCUCAACCAGGAGCUGCACGACUUCGUUAGGGUCAAGGUCGCCCAGCACCGGGGCACCUACGACCCGCGGCUCACCCGGGACAUCAGCGACGCCGUCAUCGGCAAGAUCGAGCAGGGCGGCGGCGGGGCGCAGGAGGGGCUCAGCCGGGACUACGUGGAGGGCACCAUGACCGACAUCUUCGGGGCCGGCCAGGACACCACCUCCACCGCCCUGUGCUGGGUCCUGCUGCUGCUGCUCAAGCACCCGCACCUCCAGCGCCAGCUGCAGGCUGACCUGGACCGCGUGGUGGGGCGGGACCGACUGCCCACGGCCGAGGACCGCGGCUGCCUGCCCUACCUGGAAGCCUUCAUCUACGAGACGCUCCGCUUCAGCAGCUUCGUGCCGGUUACCAUCCCGCACGCCACCACCGCCGACGUGGUACUCCAGGGCUUCCGCAUCCCCAAGGACACGGUGGUCUUCGUCAACCAGUGGUCGGUCAAUCACGACCGGCACAAGUGGAAGGACCCCCACCUCUUCAACCCGGCCAGGUUUCUGGACGGAGAGCAGAAGCUGGACAAGGACCUGACCUGCAGCGUCAUGAUCUUCUCCAUCGGCAAGAGAAGGUGCAUCGGCGACCAGCUCUCCAAGCUGCAGAUCUUCCUCUUCACCGCCAUCCUCCUGCACCAGUGCACCUUCGAGGCCAACCCGGCCGAGCGGCUCACCAUGGACUGCAUCCACGGGCUGGCCCUCAAACCUCUGCCCUUCACCGUCUCGGUGAAAAUGAGAGACACCCCUCAGAGCUGCCGGGCUGGGGAUGCCCAGUGAAGAACCACCCUACUCCGAGCCCUCUGGGAGCACCCUGCUUGCUGCGCUGGGCAUGCCAGCUCGCCCUGCCUACACUCAAGAGCAGAUCUCUCCCAAUGGGAACGCUCUCUGUAUAGCUUUAGGUCCGGAGUCUCAGCGAUUUUCGCUUUCUAGAGAUCAGACGUUUCCGAUCUCUGGCUGCACUGGGGAAGUCCUUCAACCUGGCUUCUGUAU